This is a messenger RNA of Rodentolepis nana, 276 nucleotides long. Lineage: Eukaryota; Metazoa; Platyhelminthes; Cestoda; Cyclophyllidea; Hymenolepididae. The record is from the annotation of a GenBank genome assembly.
AUGGCCUCCCCGCCAUCAAAGCCUCUAAUAUUCCCUAAUGAGAAGCCACCCCUCAAGCCACCAGAUCUGAUGACUCCAAUAGCAAAAUCAGCAGUAGAUCCGCCCUUUCAGCCUCGAUUAGCUUCAACGGGUUCGCCAAACACCCGUCACUUCUUUGCAAUGGGUCAACGACCAGAUCCCUAUCGAAAUCUCCCACCUCCAAUAGAUACCCGUUUUGGCCUACCCAGGCAACUGACUCCCCAAUAUGGUCCCUAUCGUCGGGAUCAUGCCCUAUAA